Molecule: messenger RNA, 3148 nt
Organism: Anthonomus grandis grandis
Lineage: Eukaryota; Metazoa; Arthropoda; Insecta; Coleoptera; Curculionidae
Exons: 12
Coding region: 315-2966 (883 amino acids)
Source: RefSeq, a predicted model, not a curated record
UACAAAUGCUGAAAAAUAAAAACAGUGUCAUAGGGAUACUAAUUUAACCGCUGAUUAAGCAAGAAAAUCACGUCCGGUUGAAUCAAAAACAAAAAAUACAUCGCUCGAAAAAAAUAAGCAAAAUAUCAGAUUUACUACGUCUUAAACCUAAUUUUAGAAAGUCGAAACGUCACCGUUUUAACUCUGAUGUUCAAUUCCCGGGAUCCGAGCCAGACAACGUUUCAGUUCAGUUUUAACAUCUCUCGACGCCGAAUUUCUUAGUUUUGCCUAAAGUCGCCCUUUUGUCGCCCCUUUUUUUUAACCGCCCAUCGAAAAUGGUUUACGAUUCCGAUUUUUAUACUACCAGGAGGCCCUACCGCUCUUCGCCCGCCUACUCCUCGUAUACAACUUCGUUCGAGCCUUCCCGUCAAGUGAGGAUUCUUCCAGGUUUGGGAAAGGUUCACGUCGUGCAUUCUUACGAUCGUAUCGUACCAUAUGUGGGGCACAAAAGGUUGACCGUCGUAACGACACCUCCGAAAGUGUUUUCCACGCGUCCAUCGGUUUUGCAACGGGAAUACGAUUGGAUCGAACGCAAAGUCCGUCCUAGUGUUGGUUACUCGGCAACCAAUCGCUACCUUAACUCCGAUUCGGCUGUGCGAAUUUAUUACUCAAGCUACCCAAUCUCUUCGAGCUAUUACACAACCUUAAGUCUGCCCAGUAGCUCGUACUACCCCAAGCUUUACAGAUGGUAUUACGACUGGGCCAGAACAUAUACUAGCUAUUUGCCUGAUAGUUACUCUUACUGGCCAAGAAGCUAUUAUUCCAGUUACUACUCGCCUAGCUCAUACUUCUAUUGGCCCUAUUAUAGGUCGUAUUUGAGCAGCUAUUUUAGGAACUACUAUCUGAGCCAUUUGCCCUCGCUUUACUAUAAAUCCCUGGACUACGAAUUUAGCGACCUUGAGAAUAAGAUAGACAACUUGAGCAAAAUGAUCUACAUUAAUUACCCUUAUCGAACACUCGACUAUUACCCCGAAUCGACAAGAAUUUAUCGACCUCUAACCCUCUAUUAUAACUACUAUUAUCCAGUGAGAAGCCUCAACUACUAUUCCGACGUCUGGCCAUACUAUCCUUAUUACAGAUACUUGUAUUACAAGUACACUUUGCCGUCUGAUAGAUACUAUCAUUUAAAGGGUAGAAUAAUUUAUCUUCCAAGUCCAAUAACUGGUUCUACUUACCGGAUUUACCCAACAGCUUCUUAUGUAAGACACAGAAUUUACAAGCCUUUGAGCUUAUACUGCGAUUACUAUGAGCCAAUUAGAGCAUUAUACUGGAACAGCUCUUAUUGGCCUCUUUAUCGCUCAGCCAGUUCUUUUCGAGAUGAACUUCCUAGCCGUGCAGGAAGUAAACUGCAAAAAAUAUUCGAUAGCGAGACAAGUCUUAUUCGGGCGCAGACUUCCGCGUUAUUAAGGAGAAUUCACGACCCUGUACCUCGCGUACAAAGGUUGAGCUGGCCUUUAUCAACGGUCUCUAGGCACUACGAUGAUCCUAUUCCUGCGAGGUACAGUAGUGACGCGUACAUCAAUAAAAUACUCGUGAGUUCUCCUUAUAACAGCAAAGUUAGUUACACCACUUACUCUACUGAACCUAUUAGAAAAUAUAUUGGACUUGGUCGGCUAUCUUGUGUAUCAUAUGCAGGCGGCAGGGCGUAUGACAGAAGACCUCACAUCUAUCUCUAUGAAAAUCCUCUGCAAAGUGACAUUCAGCUGCUAAGCUAUUACAUCAACAAGUUCAAGCAGGAAAAGACCUACAGCAGUGACUCUACCAAAUUGGCCCUCUCACCUGCUCGUCCCACCCGUAAGUUUGGUGCUAAAGGUAAUACCGAAGCAGAUGCAAAACAAGAUGAAGAAAUGCAAAAACUACGCGAAGCAAGAGCAGCAAGGUUGGCAUUUAUCAAUGAAGAAGAGAAGCACAAAGGAUCUAAAGAGGUUGACGAAGCCGUUAGAGUGAAAAAGGAGAAGGAAGAAGCUGCUAGGUUAGCAGAAGAAAGAGCAUUAGCAGAAGAACAAGCUCGCCAAGAAGCCCUUGCCAAGGAGGCAGCAAAAAAAGCGGAAAUUGCAAGGAAGGAAGAGUUAGCUGCCAAAGCCGCAGCUGAAAAGGCAGCUGAACUAGAAAGACAAGCAGAGCUAGCUAGACAAGCGGAAGCUGAAAAGCAGGCUGAGCUUGAAAGAAGAAGGCAAGAAGAGGAAAAAGAAAAAGCUCGUCUAGAAGAACAAAAACGACUUGAAGCAGAAAAAGCAGAAGAGGCCCUUCAAGCUCAAUUGAGACUGGAAGAGAUUGCUCGUAAAGCCGAGGAGGAAAGAGAAGCAGAACUCGCUCGACAAGCCGAAGAGCUUGCCGAACUUGCGAGACAAGAGGCUGAGUUAGCCGAGCAAGCGAAGAAAGAAGCGGAGGCAGAGGAAAAUAGGCGUCAAGAAGCUGAACUCGAGGAACUAAAACGUCAAGAAGAAGAACUCGCCGAAUUGGAACGGCAAGAACAAGAAUUAGCUGAAGCAGCACGACAAGAAGCGGAAUUAGCAGAAAAAGCGAAAGAGGAUGCCGAAGCGGCAAGACGCGAGGCUGAAGAAGCUGAACUUGCAAAACAAGAAGCUGAAUUAGAAGAGCUUGAAAGAGCGCAGGCUGAGCUGGAUGCGCUAGAAGAAGAAGCCAAAGCAAUGGAAUCUGAUCUUGGACCUUCAAAGGAAGAGCCAAUCGAACCAGAAGUGGAUGAAGCUGAAUUAGCCAGACAAGCUGAGGAAGAAGAGCUACGCCGCCAGGACGAAGAGAUAGCCGAACUGGAAAGAGCUCAAGCUGAACUUGAUGCACUUGAAGCUGAAGCUAAAGCAAUGGAAGACGACUUAGGACCAUCAGUGAUUGAUCCACAAGAUGAAGAUGAAGAUGAUCAGGCUAUUGCUGAAGACGUGCCCGGAGAGCAGUCUGAUGAAGAAUAAAAUUAAUAAUUUUAAUUAUAUACAUUUUAUAAUAUUUUUUUAUUUUUUAUUUCAAAAGAUCGUUUUGUAUUUCAUUAUGUACAUAACUGUUAUUUUUAUUAUUGGAUUUAUAUGAUAUCUAUAAUAUUGUUGUUGUGUUUGUCAAUUUAGUAAGUAAACUCUUGUUGUGUUGUCAAAGUGCA